UCACCAAUGGGAAAUUCAAAUUCUUCUAGAACUUAUCAGGAAUGAUAUGAUAGGAUGAAGUUAGCUACUGUGAGGAGGAGUCAAGAGAAGCAUGCUCAACAGUUCGAUCUCUUUUUAUCCUAUAAAUAAUGUUAAUUCCAGUUCAAAAACCUCUGUUAAUACUCAAUGUUCCAAAGACCCCUUAGCCAAUGAGUUCGGUCUUGAGUUCAAAGAAAUCUAUUUGCUGCCAAAGUCAUUCCAAAGCCAGUCAAGAAGACCAACUCAAGCUCAGGCUAGGCCUGAGUGUCCCUUCUUGAUUGAUUUCGAUACAUUUUUAUAAAGGUGACAAGAGGUAGCCCAAACUUUGACUCAUUGGUGAACAACUCUUCUCUUAAGAAAGGAGAUUAUCUCUUACAUGAAGAUGAAGAAGAAGAGAUGAUGCUCACACUGAUCCAUUCUAACUUUAAGCAAGAAAUCUUCUAUUUUGAUAUUGUGGAAGAAUUAAUUAGGACUGAAACCAUAUUGAACAGUUUGAAUAAAUCAGAGGAUAGACACCUUGCUGUCCUUGUGAAUCCAAUCUCUGGGAAACAGAGAGGAAGAGGAUAUUAUAAAGACAUCCUUGCUCCAACUCUGAAUAUAACAGGGAUCAAGUACGACCAUUACGAGACUGAUUCUGAGACAUAUAUUGAAGAAUGGGUCAAUCAGUUUAGUGAUAAACCAUUUCCUUACACAGAUAUUAUCUUAAUUGGUGGAGACGGACUCUUUAGCCAAUUGAUCAACUCAGUUUUGAAUAAUCCUGCAUGCAAACAUCUGAUCAAGACCCCCAUUGGGCUUCUUCCUGCUGGCUCUCAGAAUGCUGUCUGAUGUGAUCUUAAAGGAAAAGAUGUCUUCCAGGCUUGUAGAAACAUUGUUAGGAGACCUACUGUCCAAACUGACAUUAUGAAAGUUCAAUUUGCAAAUUCAGAUACUCCGAUCUACGCAACAGUUAUUCUUUGGGGACUCCUUGGAGAUGUUGUCAAAAAUGCUGAAAAACUUAGAAAGCUGUUCAAGUCAGCAAGAUACGCAGUUUCAGCAGCCAAAAUCUUCUUGACUUCAUGGAAAAUGAAGACUUACAAGUGUAAUGUUCAGUUUAAGAGUGAUUUCGAGAUCAACUCAGACUUUAAUGCAAGAAAACAUUUAGAUGAAGAAGAUGGCAAAAAUGACGUUGGUUUAAAUAUCUCUUCAUCAAUUCAAACUGAAUCUACUGAAGCUACCGAAGGUUCAGAAAUUGGAGAGAAUCCUUGGAAUGAUCACCCAGAUUCAGAUUUCUCUUUCCUCGGAAUGGUGACUCAUGAAUGAAGGAGUUCGCUUAAUAAGAAAGAAAGGUUUAUGCCCACCAGCAGGUUCAAUGAUGGAUCCAUCAGUCUAGCUACUUUGACUAAAUGAGGAAAAGUGAAGCUUCUAAAGUUCUUAUCUAAAUUCUCGAAUGCUAAGCAUCUCGAGUUUGAUAAGUUUAAUGGAAUGGAAGUCUCUGAAGUUCAGAUUUCUCCAGAUACUAAAUCUUGGUUCAACAUUGAUGGAGAGAUUUAUGAGAAUGAUCAAGCUAACGUCAAACUCUUGCCAUCAUUUCUAACCAUGAUUGGAGGAAUCCAUGAUUCAUAACAUAAUUUUAGGAAAGCAUUAGUUUCAACUAUA
Moneuplotes crassus is the source of this 1653-nucleotide messenger RNA. Lineage: Eukaryota; Ciliophora; Spirotrichea; Euplotida; Euplotidae. The record is from the annotation of a GenBank genome assembly.